UGCAGCUUUGAUACAAAGAGCCCUUCGGCCCACGCGGGUCUCCCGGCAACGGGCGCGGGCGGGGGUGGGGCUGCCGCCCUCCACGGGUUCCGAACCGAGUGCGGCGCGGCCGGGGGUUCCCUGAGCUGUCGAGGCUGCCUGCCUGCCGCGUCCCUGCGCGAACCUCUGCCCCGCGCCCAACGGCGUCCGCUUCUCUGCAGUGCACCGACCAGCGGCCGGACCGGGAUGCGCACCCCACCGGCCCCCGGGAGCCAGGGCAGUGAGGUCGCAGGCCCUGCAUACGCUGAUGGCGAGCUCAUCCCCAGAGAGCCCGGCUUCUUUCCUGAGGACGAGGAAGAGGCCAUGACGCUGGCCCCGCCUGAGGGCCCCCAGGAGUCAGACAUGGACAGCCCCAUGGAGAGCACCCAGAGCCUGGAGGGGUCUGUCGGGAGUCCUGCUGAAGAGAAGGACGGGGGACUUGGGGGCCUGUUUCUGCCAGAGGACAAGUCCCUGGUCCACACUCCCUCCAUGACCACGUCAGACCUGUCCACGCACUCUACUGCCUCCCUCAUCAGCAACGAAGAACAGUUUGAAGACUACGGGGAGGGAGACGAUGUGGACUGUGCCCCCAGCAGCCCCUGCCCUGAUGACGAGACCAGGACCAACGUCUACUCAGACCUGGGGUCUUCAGUGUCUUCCAGUGCGGGGCAGACACCUAGGAAAAUGCGGCACGCAUACAACAGUGAAUUAUUGGAUGUGUACUGCUCUCAGUGCUGCAAGAAGAUCAACCUCCUGAAUGACUUGGAAGCCCGGCUGAGAAACUUGAAGGCCAACAGCCCCAACCGAAAGAUUUCCAGCACAGCCUUUGGACGGCAGCUCAUGCACAAUAGCAACUUCAGCAGUAGCAAUGGCAGCACAGAAGACCUGUUCCGGGACAGCAUCGACUCCUGUGACAAUGACAUCACAGAAAAGGUGAGCUUUCUGGAAAAAAAGGUGACAGAACUGGAGAAUGACAGCCUGACCAAUGGGGACCUGAAGAGCAAGCUGAAACAGGAGAACACACAACUGGUGCACAGGGUGCACGAGCUGGAGGAGAUGGUGAAGGACCAGGAGACCACAGCCGAGCAGGCCCUGGAGGAGGAGAUGCGGCGACAUCGUGAAGCCUACAGCAAGCUGGAAAGGGAGAAGACCACCGAGGUCGAACUGCUCAACGCCAGGGUGCAGCAAUUAGAGGAAGAAAAUACAGAACUUAGAACAACAGUAACUCGGCUCAAGUCUCAAACAGAGAAACUGGAUGAGGAGCGGCAGCGCAUGUCUGACCGGCUGGAGGACACCAGCCUGCGACUCAAGGAUGAGAUGGACCUGUACAAGCGCAUGAUGGACAAGCUGCGGCAGAACCGCCUCGAGUUCCAGAAGGAGCGGGAGGCCACUCAAGAGCUCAUCGAGGACUUGCGGAAGGAGCUGGAGCAUCUGCAGAUGUACAAGCUGGACUGUGAGCGGCCAGGCCGGGGCCGAAGUGCAUCCUCUGGCCUGGGCGAGUUCAAUGCCAGGGCCCGUGAGGUGGAGCUGGAACACGAGGUCAAGCGGCUCAAGCAGGAGAAUCAUAAGCUGCGGGAUCAGAAUGACGACUUGAAUGGGCAGAUUCUGAGCCUCAGCCUCUACGAAGCAAAGAACCUUUUUGCCACCCAGACCAAAGCCCAGUCCCUGGCUGCAGAAAUAGACACAGCCUCACGUGAUGAGGGUAUGAUCAUGAAAGGUCAGCUCUCCAAAUGCCCUGGGACCCUCCACACUGGAAUGUCAGAGCUAAUGGAAGCCUUGAAGGAACAGGAGGAGAUCAACUUCCGGCUGAGGCAGUACAUGGACAAGAUUAUCCUCGCUAUCCUGGACCACAACCCCUCCAUCCUUGAGAUCAAACACUAAGACACGGGGGUUGGCUGCAGAGCAGCCUCAGGACCCUGGGACCACGGGGCAGACCCUGCCCAAGGAUGCAGGCCCAGGCCCGGCCUCACACUCCCUCUGUAAAUGUAUCUCUGGCCACUGUAUAUUGCGCGUACCGAUGUAUUUGUGGGGAGGCCGUGUGCACAAGCAAGGGAUGAGCGUGAGGCCAUGGCUGUGGGUGACGUCUGCACAGUAGUUGUCCAUGCACUUUGUGGCCCCUUUGCAAGGGUCAGAGGGUUCUGGAAGUGGGAAGGGGCAAGGUCUGCUAUCAGGAGUUACUGUAAUAACAAAACUGGAAGCUCAUGUUUCAGGUACUGGAUAAAAUGAUUCUACCUCUGAGGAUAAGGAUUAAAA
Molecule: messenger RNA, 2271 nt
Organism: Otolemur garnettii (small-eared galago)
Lineage: Eukaryota; Metazoa; Chordata; Mammalia; Primates; Galagidae
Gene: RAB11FIP4
Product: RAB11 family interacting protein 4
Exons: 14
Coding region: 226-1899 (557 amino acids)
Biological process (GO): endocytic recycling; regulation of cytokinesis
Cellular component (GO): cleavage furrow; midbody; recycling endosome membrane
Source: RefSeq, a predicted model, not a curated record